Molecule: messenger RNA, 545 nt
Organism: Enhydra lutris kenyoni (northern sea otter)
Lineage: Eukaryota; Metazoa; Chordata; Mammalia; Carnivora; Mustelidae
Product: protein CEBPZOS-like
Exons: 1
Coding region: 64-309 (81 amino acids)
Source: RefSeq, a predicted model, not a curated record
UCAGGUACAGCAUCGUAAACAGCAAAACAGUUCUCCCCACCCACUCACCUGCCUGUUGAUUAUAUGAUGGCCCGCACUAUGGAACCAGUGGCAAAGAAGAUCUUUAAAGGAGUUUUAGUAGCUGAACUCUUGGGCGUUUUUGGAGCAUAUUUUUUAUUUAAUAAGAUGAACACAAGCCAAGAUUUCAGGCAAAUGAUGAGCAAGAAAUUUCCCUUCAUCUUGGAAGUUUAUUACAAAUCCAUUGAACAGUCUGGAAUGUAUGGAGUCAGAGAGCAAGAUCAAGAAAAAUGGUUGAAUAGCAAAAAUUAGGACCAGUCAUCGCGUUCAGCCUCCCAUCUAAGCUGUUUCUGACCUUUGUGGGGGAAAAGAAAGAUGAGCACACCACAUUGUGGACUCCUGGCCCCACAGAAGAAAACAGAAACUUCUGGUCUUUCAUGGCUCACAGUCAUUUCCCAUCUAUUAUUCAAAUCCCUGCUUUUGUUUGUUGCUUUCCUUUGGCAUUUAUUGUUAAAGAUUACUGUUUAACAAAUAAAAGACUAGGAGAA